Diprion similis is the source of this 2513-nucleotide messenger RNA. It is a transcript of the gene TBC1D23, whose product is annotated as TBC1 domain family member 23. Lineage: Eukaryota; Metazoa; Arthropoda; Insecta; Hymenoptera; Diprionidae. Gene Ontology annotation, cellular component: trans-Golgi network. The record is from RefSeq and is a predicted model, not a curated record. Bases 256 to 2292 code for a protein of 678 amino acids. Gene Ontology annotation, biological process: retrograde transport, endosome to Golgi. The transcript is spliced from 9 exons.
UUCACGUAGGUUCCAUCUGCGUGUAAUGCAGGGCUCACAAUCAGGCUAUACGUAAUCAGAAGGAAUUAAAGGGAACGAAUCGAGGCAACAAAAGCAAGAUAAAAAAAUCCACCAACCGAUAAGGAAAUUAGUAUAUUUGUAGACAAAUUUUGUCGGUCGAAAUUCGUUUUUCAUGCUCUACAACGUAGCUCACGUAUUGAAAUAUCGGCAAUUUUAUACAUUUUUUCAUUAUUUGAGACUUGUGACGCUGCCGACAUGGUAUUAGAAGACGACGAAAACACUUGGGUUUUGGAGCUUGAAGCAGCGCUUCUUGACACCGAAGCACCAUCCGCCAGUGAUAUUUAUGCCAUAUGCAAGGGUCAACCAGUUCCUGCAAAUCUUCGACCCGACGUCUGGCAAGCUUGUUUAGAUGUCACGGAUCGAGGAAAUCAACUUAUUCAUUUCAAUGAAGUUUUCGAUCUUCUUGAACAAAAUAUUCUCAGGGAAGAUUGUCAACAGCUAGUUGCUAAACUUGGCAACGAUGAUGAGGACAAAGUUUCUGUUGUGUCAGACCUAGAGUCAAUACUGACGUUCUACUGUAAAAGUAGAGGAAAACAAUAUGAACGAGGAAACGGCUGGCUGGAAUUGUUGGGUCCUUUGAUUGCUCUCAAAUUACCUCGAUCUGCAACCUACAACUUGUUUGAAGCGAUCAGGGAUGUUUACAUACCAAGAGGUGUUAUCCAUAGUUCUGUGUUGCGAUUGCUGCUGCUGUAUCAUGAGCCAGAAUUAUGUUCAUUCUUAGAUACAAAAAGGGUGUCACCAGAAGAAUAUACAAAAGGAUGGAUAAAUACGUUAUUUUCUGGAGUUUGUUCGCUCCCGGCUGUCUGCACAAUGUGGGAUUUAUACUUUAUGCAAGCGGAUCCCUUUUUUAUGAUGUUCUUAUCACUUAUCAUGGUUGUUAAUGCUAGGGAACAAAUUUUAAGCAUGAAGGAUGAGGAGAAACAGAGUAUAAUAAACACUUUAGCAGCAAUGCCUUGUGCCUUAGAAGCUGAAGAUGUUACAGACUUCUGUUCGUUGGCCCAAUACUACGCUAUGAAGACUCCAUCUUCUUUCAAACAGGAUCUGUAUUCCAUCAUGUUCGGGGAGGGUGGCGAUGAGAAGUUGAUAUCUCAUGCGUUGUGCUUACCUGUGUCUGCCCAAGAACUCGUCGAAAAUACUGUCGAAGUGCCAUCUGCACCUAAUGGUCCAGUCGAAUCCGUCCGGUUUUUCUUAGUCGAUUGUAGACCUGCUGAGCAAUAUAAUGCUGGACAUUUACCCACGGCGUUUCAUUUGGACUGCAACUUGAUGCUCCAAGAACCAGCAUCAUUUGCAACAGCUGUUCAAGGAUUACUUCAGGCGCAAAGACAAGCCCUGGCUGUCGGUUCACAAGCCGGUGGUGAACACCUCUGCUUUCUAGGAAGCGGACGUCAAGAAGAAGACCGUUACACUCACAUGGUUGUUGCAUCUUUUUUGCAGAAGCAUACACAGUAUGUUAGUAUGGUGUCAUUAGGGUAUCAAGCAAUUCAUGAAUAUUUUGGGGAUGAAGUCGUCACGAAUCUAGUGGAUCACAAUUCGCAACACUGUUUAGUAUGCAAUGCUAAUUUAUCCGAAGCAAAUUCGAAUGAGUCAAGUCCAGCUAAAGUAAGAAACAACAACUCCGAUAUUUUUGGAAAAAUUGGAUUGGCAAUGAAGCUAAAGAGUCAGGAAGUGAAAGGAAGACUCUUUGACUAUAUUGUAAAUCCAUCUGCAAGCGCCAAUGGCAAUACAGAUAUUCACAAUAAAGAUGCAGAUUAUACAAGAAGAUUGCGAAGUAAUGCUCCUGUAUUUAGCAUCGAUGAAGAUCACGAUCUAGAUAUGACGAUGACAAACCAUGAGAGCGAAGAGCCUGUUGAAGUGGUGUCAAUCCAGCAAUGGUUGAAAGACCCCAAAUUAUUGCAUUCCUUCAAAUGUCAAGAAGUAAAAGUUAACGGCUAUGUAUACGAAAGUCAACUUCUGGUUAUGGACACCCAUCUCAUUGUUCUCAGAGAGAUUUCAGGAAGAAAAGGUGCGGCACAUGUGAUUGUUAAACGGCCAUUAUCAAGUAUUGUUAAGAUAACUUCGAGAAAACGACAUCCCGACUUGAUCACAUUUAAAUAUGGCAGCACACAAAAUGAUACGUUACUUAUCUCAGAUAUGGAUAGGUUUCUUAUUCCAAAUGCCAGCGAAGCAACAAAAUUAAUUUCGGAGCAAAUAUUGAAACAAUUGAAGACUCUUGAGUUACAUUCACCGGCUUAGUUUGCAGUGUACUGUGUAAUGGGGAUUCAUUAUUUAUUUCAUAAAUUUAAUGCUAUUCUUAUUGUUAUUAUUAUUACUUUAUAUAGAGUCCCAUUUGUAACAAUCGUUCACUAUUUAUUCCAGAAAAUUGUGAAAUUUUAUAAAUCUUUAAAAUUGAAAUUGAUGUAUAGAUUGUUACGUAAAUAUUGAUUGAUAGUAUAAUAAAGUGUAAUUUGAUAAUU